Tupaia belangeri chinensis (Chinese tree shrew) is the source of this 343-nucleotide messenger RNA. Its product is annotated as beta-defensin 122-like. The transcript has 2 exons. Bases 70 to 267 code for a protein of 65 amino acids. The record is from RefSeq and is a predicted model, not a curated record. Lineage: Eukaryota; Metazoa; Chordata; Mammalia; Scandentia; Tupaiidae. Gene Ontology annotation, biological process: innate immune response. Gene Ontology annotation, cellular component: extracellular region.
CGAGCUCUCCCGUUUCUUUGUUACCUCUCCAGAACAGAGCUGAGACUACUCCGUGGGCUCCUUAAAGCCAUGACAGCUCUUCUGCUAACUUUGGCUAUGCUCCUGCUCACGUCUCAGGUCAUCCCAGGCAGUACUGAGAAGUGCUGGAAUUCUCGUGGCUCCUGCCGGGAUAGAUGCAUUCGCAAUGAGAAAGUCUAUGUUUUCUGCGUGAGUGGCAAGCUGUGCUGUCUGAAGGCUAAGGACCAGCCAUAUGUCCCGCAGCACUGAACGAGUGCUUUGAAGUCCAAGGCUAUAAAAAUGAAGAUAAACCUGCCCUGAGUCUGACCUCAGUGGAUUUCUGAGC